Messenger RNA from Lecanosticta acicola, 1380 nucleotides. The record is from the annotation of a GenBank genome assembly. Lineage: Eukaryota; Fungi; Ascomycota; Dothideomycetes; Mycosphaerellales; Mycosphaerellaceae.
AUGAAAGGCGCACUUCGACUCGCGAAAAAGGGCCUGCGCAAAUGUCUGAAGCUACGAGCGCGGUUUUGCGAGGACCGACGUAGGGAUGGCGAUCAUACUCGGAAAGGUAGUGCGAUCGAGCCGACAGAUCCCCCGUUGUCCGCUAGGAAUGAAGGCUCCUAUGCAGCGGAGCCAUCCAAGAUAAUUCGUCUUCAAAGUGACUCGAGGGAAUACAUGGCUAUAGUGCCCAAUGCCGAGUUUCUUGCCGAGAUGAGGACCGCGGUGCUGGAGCACAGGAAGAUGACAAGUGUCGAGGAAGAUUUCAACGAAGAAUUAGAGGGCUGGAAGGCAGGAUACGAUCAGCUCGAGCUACAGAUAGCGGAAGUCGCGUGGCAGAUUGCAGAGGCUGAAGCUAAGACCCAGCAGGAGUCCCAGGAAGAGAAGUUUGGCGGAGAAGCAAUCGACUUGAUGCGCGAAGAGAUGCAAAAGCUGCAUCGCGAACGGCAGGCUGUCCUGGAUCGUCGAGACGCGUCUCGAACAAAGAUGCAUGCUCAGUAUGAAGACCUGCGACGCAAACAGUUCCUCUUCUUCCAUCUGCUCGAAGAGCUUCUUGUAGAGGACCCGAAUGAAGCAGCACGACAAUCCGAUCCAUCGAAUUCCAAGCUUGCGCCUGCAACUCCGCAUGCUCUCCAUGGACCGGAAGGGGAAGCUCAGCAAUUUGAGGAUAUCGGCCCAACAGAACAACUCCAUCAAUCCGAAGACAAGAAAGUUAAAGAACUGUUCCAUCUUAUUAACGGGCUCGCGAGAUGCGUUGAACAAGCCGAGUACGACCUGGACCAUCGACACGAGACGUUCGCACGCCUGCAAGAAGAGCGAAAGCGAAAAGCCGAAUUCGGUGACCCAGUCCAGAGUCUUCCAGAAUUUGAACUCUUCCAAGUCACCGAGACGCAGAGGCUCACUCGGGCGCUCAUCGAUGCAGAAGCACAAUAUCAAGACGCCAAGCAAGCCGCGAUAGAUGCGGGUAUCCAACCCCCAGGUUCCGAAAUCGAGUCUGGAUUCGUCAGCGACAUCGAUGAUGGGUAUAGAGAAAGCGAAGAACGGGAAAUCAGCGAGACAGUCGACAAGGCUCGUGUAUAUCGCUGGCGGGUUGAUACUAAUGCUUCCGUGGACCAUCGGCCCCGCGAGCAUCCCUAUGACCUUGCGUCAACAGAGCUCGAAUUCCGGGCGGCGAAUAUCUCCUUCCAUCCGCGCGACUGGAGGCCAAGAGAGGUGGAAAUGUGGGAGAGUGCCUCCAUGCUCGCGCAGGGUCCGGCUAGGAGAAGAAUCGACAAGUGGAGGGAUGUUGUACGCUCAUCAUCAGGUUUGUCCAGAUUGAGGAGUAUAGUUGCAUCUCAAGAGUAG